Messenger RNA from Cynara cardunculus var. scolymus (artichoke), 1705 nucleotides. RefSeq names its product 2-(3-amino-3-carboxypropyl)histidine synthase subunit 2. Bases 40 to 1542 code for a protein of 500 amino acids. Gene Ontology annotation, molecular function: 2-(3-amino-3-carboxypropyl)histidine synthase activity. Gene Ontology annotation, biological process: protein histidyl modification to diphthamide. The record is from RefSeq and is a predicted model, not a curated record. Lineage: Eukaryota; Viridiplantae; Streptophyta; Magnoliopsida; Asterales; Asteraceae. The transcript has 10 exons.
AACUGUUUUCAGGUCUGUUCUUUUCUUUCUUCCUCUCCAAUGGAUUUCGAAUCCAAAUACGAAGUUUCACGCGUUGCCACCUUCAUUCGCAGUCAUAACUUCAAGCGGGUUGCUUUACAGUUUCCAGAUGAGCUACUAAAGGACUCAACAGGUGUGGUAGGUGCUCUACGUAGGGAGCUUCGGUCACGUUGGGAAGGCGAAAAUGAUGUGAAGGAAAUUGGGUUGUAUGUAAUGGCUGAUACUACGUAUGGUAGCUGCUGUGUUGAUGAAGUUGGUGCAUCUCACAUUAAUGCUGACUGUGUCAUUCAUUAUGGACACACCUGUCUCAGCCCGACAUCGAAUCUUCCUGCAUUCUUUGUUUUUGGGAAAGCUCCAAUAAAUGCAUCUUAUUGCGCCAAACACCUUUGUAGUUAUGCAUUGUCUAGUUCGAAGCCUGUAGUUGUCCUCUUUGGAUUGGAGUAUGGACAUGCAUUACAAGAUGUCAUAGAAGCAUCAAUGGUUGAAAAAACAAGUUUAUGUGGGCACACAUCCAGAUUUGAACUGCAUUUUGCGGAUGUUAUUAGCCAAGCUAUGAUUCCAAAAAAAAGUUCUGAAACUAAUGGGCAGUCAGGAUUGCUUAGCAGCUCUACUGGCAAUGGAGGUUGUGGUGAUGCAGUCGGAAAAACAUAUAGGAUUGGGGGAUUGCUUUGGAGUUUAGAAGAGGGUUGCAGUAUGGAAGACUACUCAUUGUUUUGGAUUGGCCCUGAUAAUUCAGCUUUUGCGAAUGUGGUACUUACUUUCAAUGGUUGUGAAAUAGUCAGAUACGAUGCAACAGAAAAUCAGUUGUUAGCGGAUACUUCUCAACAACGAAGGAUUCUCAAGCGUAGAUAUUACCUAGUUGAGAAAGCAAAGGAUGCUGGCAUUGUUGGAAUAUUAGUGGGAACACUUGGUGUUGCUGGCUAUUUGAGUGUGAUCCAUCAAAUAAAAGAGAUGAUUACAAGGGCUGGGAAGAAGGCCUACACACUGGUCAUGGGAAAACCUAAUCCUGCAAAACUUGCUAACUUUCCGGAGUGUGAUGUCUUCAUCUACAUCUCGUGUGCACAAACUGCUCUUUUGGAUAGCAAAGAAUUUUUGGCUCCUGUUAUUACCCCUUUUGAAGCUAUUCUUGCUUUCACCAGGGGAAGUGAGUGGACGGGGAAAUACGUAAUGGAUUUUCAGGACUUGGCUGCUUCAACUCCUGUGGGUGUAGAAAUCCCAGAAAAGGAAGCGCGAUUUUCGUUUCUUCAAGGUGGAUACAUAGAAGAUCCUGAUUUCCAAGAUAUUGAUGAUGAAGAUGAAGAUGGAGCUCUUGCUUUAGUGAAUACGACACAAACAGCACUGCAGGCACAUGAUAAGGACCUUAAAAUCAUCGUGAAGGGAACAGCAAAAUCAGGGGUCGAGUUUUUUGCAUCUCGGUCUUUUCAAGGUCUUGAAAUCAAUGGUAACCGAAACGCACCAGAGACAUUCGUAAUGGGGAGAACCGGCAAAGCGUCAGGAUACGUCCAUGAAACAAGUAAGCACUAGAUCUUUUAUUAUCCUAAUUGAAACGUGUACACGAACUGGUAGAACUGAAACUUUUCAAAAUUUUGUCUACCUUUAUUUAUACAAGUUAACCAAAGAAACCCAUGGGGGUUUUGUUGUAGUUCAAUUUUUCGAUUCAGUGAAUUAGAUUUACAGCCUUUGUACU